GCUUGACCAGCGCCACCGUGUUGUAGACACGCAAAAACGCAGGUCACGAUCGAUCAAUUCUGGAGUCAGAUCUUCCGUGCCCCUCCCUUUAAUUUCGAUUUCCUUUCCUAAUCCAACGAGUUACUAUUCCGUAUUUUGUUUUUCCAACUAGAAGCGCGUGAGCGUGCGCGUGCGUGGACGCGAGGAAGUUGUACUAGUUCCUCACAGCCGGAGCGGAGGAAGGAAGGCAGGAAGGUGGCGGUGGUGCUGCUGGGGACAAUUAAAUCGACCGGGUCCUCCUGUUUACCUCUUCUCCUUCGCGUGGAUUCGUCUCCUCCUCUCCCCUUCCUCGGUCCUCUACUGCUUACUGUUAUAUAGCCGCCGUCAGAGUCUUCGCUCCUCUUCUUGUUCUCGCGCAGUUCCCAGGCAGCCAGAGCCAGGGCGUUCCAUCCGUUUCUGCCGAGGUAACUGAAUUUGCUGCGAAAAUUUAACUAGCGAUCUCGGUCCGGCACCAAGUUUCCGCCAUGAGCGCCGCCAAGAGGUCCUUCUUCGCGCCCAAGAAGAAGGCCGCCGCCGAUGGUGGCCACGGCUCCUCCCGGAACCCCUUCGACUCCGACUCCGACGACGGCGGGAUGCAGCAGAGGCCGGCGAGGGCCUCCUCCGUCCCGCCCCCCACCGCCGCGGCCGACCAGCGGGUCUCCCUCUUCGACGGCGGCGCGGAGGAGAGGGCCGGGGCCGAGUCGGGGUUCGCCUCCUCGUCGGCCGCGUCUAGGAGCCGCUACAGGAACGACUUCCGCGACGCCGGCGGCGUGGAAGGCCAGUCGGUGCAGGAGCUCGAGGGCUACGCCGCGUACAAGGCCGAGGAGACCACGCAGCGGGUACAUGGCUGCGUCAAGAUCGCCGAGGAGAUGAGGGACACCGCAUCCAAGACCCUCGUCACUGUCCACCAGCAGGGGCAGCAGAUCAGGCGCACGCACGCCAUGGCCGUCGACAUUGACCAGGAUCUAUCCAGGGGCGAAAAGCUACUAGGGGAUCUUGGGGGUAUCUUUUCGAAGAAAUGGAAGCCAAAGAAGAAUGGUGCAAUCAGGGGUCCUAUGCUAACCAGAGAUGAUUCUUUCAUACGGAAGGGCAGCCAUUUGGAACAGAGGCAGAAAUUGGGACUGUCAGAUCAUCCACGUAGGUCUAAUGCACGCCAAUUCCAAUCUGAACCAACUUCAGGGCUUGAGAAAGUCGAGGUGGAGAAGGCAAAACAGGACGAUGCCCUAUCUGAUCUUAGUGACAUACUGAGCGAUCUGAAAGGCAUGGCCAUUGACAUGGGCUCUGAGAUUGACAGGCAAACAAAGGAUUUGGGUCAUGCAGAGAAGGACUUUGAUGAACUUAACUUCAGGAUGAAGGGAGCGAGCGCUCGAACCCGCCGUCUGCUUGGGCGAUAAGACAUGGAUCAUAUGUUGUCACUGGAGGAUCGCUACGGCACUCUUUUAUCUUGCCCAGUUUGGUUUUUAGGUCAUUAGUUGAGAUGAUUUUGUGCAUAAGACUAUGAUCAGGACAGUGAGUUACUGGUUUAUUGUGUACAUGUAAGACAGUAAUACAUUAUCCAUGUUACGGUUCUAUUGCACUCUUUGGGAGAAAAGGUGUGGAUGAGAUUCUUGCA
Molecule: messenger RNA, 1630 nt
Organism: Brachypodium distachyon (stiff brome)
Lineage: Eukaryota; Viridiplantae; Streptophyta; Magnoliopsida; Poales; Poaceae
Product: SNAP25 homologous protein SNAP33
Exons: 6
Coding region: 504-1412 (302 amino acids)
Cellular component (GO): plasma membrane; SNARE complex
Molecular function (GO): SNAP receptor activity
Source: RefSeq, a predicted model, not a curated record